Molecule: messenger RNA, 2331 nt
Organism: Apis dorsata (giant honeybee)
Lineage: Eukaryota; Metazoa; Arthropoda; Insecta; Hymenoptera; Apidae
Gene: zuc
Product: mitochondrial cardiolipin hydrolase
Exons: 5
Coding region: 217-903 (228 amino acids)
Biological process (GO): piRNA processing
Cellular component (GO): mitochondrion
Molecular function (GO): RNA endonuclease activity producing 5'-phosphomonoesters, hydrolytic mechanism
Source: RefSeq, a predicted model, not a curated record
UAUCAGAGUAAGAAACACUCUUAAUAUAAAAUAUCCAGAAAAUAUCUAGAUAGAUCUAGUGUGUAAAAUUAAACUGUUUUCAAUACUGAAAGACAACUUCACAAGUUAAACGUUUCGUAGUGGCGGUAAAGUUAGCUAUCUAUUGAUUCAAUUAUUUGUUAUUUUUAAAGCAAAAAUUAGAAUUAAUUAAAGAUCUUAAAAAGUAUAUGCGCAGAAAUGAAACACAAAAUUUUCCUAGUAGGGGGAAUAGUUUUUGCGUCGGAAAUCAUUUGGUAUUUGUACAAAAAAGUUCAUAACUUAUGGAUUAAAUCUACAAACACUUGCAAAGAUUUGAAAACAAACAUUUAUGAAUCGAAACAAGACAUUUCAGAGGUGAUGUUUUUUACAAAAGAAUCUAGUUUUUGUCGAACACAUUUAGCUAAUAAAGAGAUUUGUCUCAAAGACACUUGUUCUGUUCAAUAUUUGAGAAAGUUAGAAAAUUAUAUAAACCGAGCAAAAAAAAGUUUAGAUAUUUGUAUGUACAUGUUAACUUGUCAAUUGUUAUCAAAUGCAAUCGUAAACGCACAUAAACGGGGAGUACUUGUUCGAAUAAUAAUGGAUCGAAGUAUGGCUUGCAAUGAAGCCGCGCAAACGGCUUUGUUUUAUAAGAAUGGGGUCACAAUUAAAUUAGAAUAUUACGUUGGUUUAAUGCAUCAUAAAUUCGCGAUUGUGGAUAAUGAUAUAUUAAUCACUGGUAGUACGAAUUGGACAAUGUCUGCUUUUUUUGGAAAUUUCGAUCAUAUAAUAGUGACUAAUCAACAUUCGUUAGUGAAGCCAUUCGUCGAUGAAUUCGACAGGCUAUGGAAGACAUCUCCAAACUCGGAAGAAAAUACAGAAUGUUCAGCGCAAUUUUCAGUAAAAUAACAACUUGUAAUUUGGUAAGUAGACGUUUCAGUUUUAAAAAUCUUUUCUUCCUGAUACUCAACGUUAUCGUUCCGAGAGCGCUUCUUUGACGUCAAGAAAUCAAAAGGGAGAUCGUAAAACAUGAAGGCGUGUUAGCGGUAGGGGGCAUAUAAGUAUAAUGUAUAUAAGCACGUGGUACCAGUUAACUCGUGAAAUAGCACGAUGCAGAUUUGUUCGGUACUCUGAAGAGCAAUCUACACGAUAUAUCGAGUUCCGACACGAUGUGACGCGCGGUUGCUUGCUGUUCUCAUCGGCCGAUAAAAGUAGAACAUUGUCCGUACAUAUAAAUAGGUUAGCCUGUAUGAAAAUAGACGUCGGGCUGUUGGACCGGAGGAUCGAUGACGAGAUACUCGGCGACGAGCCGUCCGCUGCCUCAACUUUCUUUCUCUUCCUCUCUGUUUCCAAAUUCACGGUCUCGGUAUUAUCGCAAUCUUACGCUUAUACGUAUCCUUUAAUAUUUUAAAAUAAUCUUCACAUUAUUUAUUUACAUAUGAAUCGUUACCAUUUAUAUCUAGCGUGACGAAAAGAAUAUUUAUAUUUAUAUCAUAGAUUCGAGUAUAUUUUUCUAUCGCGAUUUUUUUUUUUCAUUCUAUAUUAUUAUACCUGUAUGUAUAUACGUACGCAUGUUUUCACACGAGGUAGAUAUGUUCGCAUGUUGUAGAAGUACGUAACUUGGGAAAGCAAACGAUUCAGAAUAAACGCGCGAUGCGCGGAAAUAGUAGCGCGCAAACCCAAAAUACCCCAUCGUAUACGGAUAAAAGGCGAAUAUACGUUAGUAGUAGCAGUAGUAGUAGUAAUAGUAGUAGUAAUAGUAGAAGUUUGACGUUUCUUAAUCUACCUCUUCUUAUGUCAAUAAUAGAUACGUAAUAAUAUUUACGAAAAUUUUUCUAGCAAAAUUAUUAUUUUAUUUAUGUCGAAACGAACAGUUUUCGAAAUAUUCAACGUCAACGAUUCCGCGAAUCUUUCGCUCUUCUCUAAAAUCGCAUAAUAAAUUUUGUGAUUUCACUUUAACAGCACGAUUACGAAUAUUCGAUGAAAUCCAUGCACGUUAAACGCACAUUUAUAAAUUCAGAUGUCGAUGCUCGUAAAAAAGAAUAUUUUUAAUUAUUUUUGUUACUCCUAUCGAGAAAGAGAAUACGUGAUUUUACUCGUUUUUAAGAAUUGGACGAUUAGAUAUAUAGAAAAUAAGUCGACAACUCUAGAAAAAUAGGUGUCUCGUAGGUCAAGGGUGUGUCAAAUCGGACAAGUAGCACGUUCAUGAUGGCUGCGAAACUCGCGGAUUUGGGAAAAGGAAAAAAAAGGUCAAAGGUCAAGUAUUCCUCGAUGGUCCUUUUAGUUGCUCUCUUUUCCAUUUGAGACGCGAGAUUGAAGGACAAGAAGAAAGAAAAA